This is a messenger RNA of Cucurbita pepo subsp. pepo (vegetable marrow), 1432 nucleotides long. Lineage: Eukaryota; Viridiplantae; Streptophyta; Magnoliopsida; Cucurbitales; Cucurbitaceae. The record is from RefSeq and is a predicted model, not a curated record.
UAUGAUGAUAUCAUUGCCAUUGGUUCCUUUCAUGCACUAAAGAAAGGAAUCCCCGUUGUGUGCUCUGCUGGAAACUCCGGCCCGAACAUGGCGACUGCUUCUAAUAUUGCUCCGUGGAUUUUGACAGUCGGGGCUAGCACUUUGGACCGUGAAUUUCAGGCGCCCAUUGAACUUGGAAACGGACAACGCUUCACGGGGUCGAGCCUUUCGAAUCCAUUAGCGGGAAGAAAGCUAUACCCAUUGAUAACGGGAGCUCAGGCGAAAGCGACGACUGCCUUUGCCCAGGACGCCAUUCUCUGCAAGCCGGAAACGUUGGAUCAUUCUAAAGUGAAAGGGAAGAUCUUGGUUUGCUUGAGAGGGGGUUCUUCGAGAAUUAACAAAGGAAUGCAAGCCCUCCUCGCCGGUGCUGUCGGAAUGAUUCUCUGCAAUGAUAGGCUUAGUGGAUUUCAAAUCAUGGCCGAUCUCCAUGUUCUUCCAACUUCCCAUAUCAAUUACAAUGACGGCCAAGCUGUUUUCUCGUACAUCUAUUUCACAAAAAAUCCGAUGGGAUAUUUGAUCCCGCCGUCGUCUAAAGUUAAUACCAAACCUUCUCCGACAAUGGCGGCUUUCUCCUCGAGAGGACCCAACAUCGUUUCACCUGAAAUUAUCAAGCCGGACGUGACAGCGCCGGGAGUGAACAUAAUCGCGGCAUUCUCCGGCGCCGUGAGCCCAACAGGGGAGCCAUUCGACAACAGAGCAGUUCCAUACAUAACAAUGUCGGGGACCUCCAUGUCCUGUCCCCAUGUCUCUGGCAUUGUCGGCCUCCUCAAAGCUCUCCACCCCGAAUGGAGCCCUGCUGCCAUCAAAUCUGCCAUAAUGACCUCCGCCAGAGUUAGCGACAACACAAUGAACCUCAUGCUCGACGGCGGCUCCCCUAUCUUUGCUCCAGCCACCCCGUUCAUAUAUGGGUCAGGGCACAUCCGCCCCACUGGCGCCAUGGACCCCGGCCUUGUCUACGACCUUUCCCCCAACGAUUACUUGGAAUUCCUCUGCGCCAGCGGCUACAAGGAGAAGAACCUUCGAGUAUUCGCCGAUGGCAAUUUCAAAUGCCCUGUUUCUGGUUCUAUUUUGAACUUUAAUUACCCUUCUAUUGGGGUUCAGAACUUAAUUGGGAGUGUCACGGUUUCUAGAAGGCUGAAGAAUGUUGGCAUGCCGGGGGUUUACAGAGUUAGAGUCGAGCGGCCGGAAGGAGUUCAGGUUUCAGUGAAUCCAAGCGUUUUGAAGUUUGAGAAGAUUGGAGAGGAGAAGGGGUUUGAAUUGACGAUAACAGGAGUUGUGGCGGAGGGUCAAAUUAGUUUCGGUACGUUGAUUUGGACGGACGACAAGCACUUUGUUAGGAGCCCAAUUGUUGUUUCUUCAGGCUUUUUCUGAACCCAUUUUAUUAGGAGGGUUA